AUGUCCGAAGAGGCCGGUGGCAUUCUUCCGCGCAUGCCGGACCACGCAGCCGCCGCAGCGAGAGCAAGUGCCACCGCCCCACCGCGCAACGUCCUCGCCGUCGACGACAUCCAAGGCGCAAAGUCCAAGUCACACUACGCCUCGCGCUCGAUCCGCAACCCGCUACAGACUGACGACAUCGACGGCGCGCACACAGCCCCGGCUCCUCCCUUUCGCCGCAAUCCGCUCGCCGUCGCCGACAUCAACAACGCCUGCGCCUGGCGCUCCACCCGCCAAACCAACCCGCUCAACCCGCAGUACGUCAUGGGUCCACCGCGCGUCGAUGACUACAUCAUCUCGCACGCCCCACGUGCCCUUAAGUACACCAAGGCUGGCAUGGUAGAGGACAUCGAUCGCUCGCGCGCCAUGCUCCCGGCCAAGGUGGUCAUCGGUGAUGUGGAUGGCUCGCACCCGCCCCCACCGCCACCUGCUGCCCGUCCACCCACCUCUUCGAACACAUCCGCCUUUGCUCACAAGACGGUCGACUCGCCGCGCAUCCGCCGCAUGAAGGGCGAUCGCAAGGGCAACCCGCUCGACCCGGACUAUAUCCUUCUCGAUGGCCAUCACCACGCCGACGCCCCGGCCGCAACUUCGCUGCCUAUGCUCAACGGUAGCGCUGCAGCCGCCCCGCAGCUCGAGCUUCGUCUUGUCGGCCCGCAUCGCUCCGUGGUCGCUCCGCCGCCGUUUGCUGUCGACUCGGCCAACGGUGGGGCUGCUGCACCCGCGCCCAAGCUCCGCCCCGCUCUUGUUGACGACUACUAUCCGUCUUCACAGCGCAACGUUUACAUCCCACCAGCCCGCGGGCGCAAUGGCGACAGGCAGCACGCCGUCCGGCCGGGCACAGGCCACUCGACCAUGCCGGGCUUUGGCAUUGUGUCGGCCGAGGGUGGGACUAUGUUCCGCCGCGACUCUCGGCCAGCCACGGCCGCUAGCCCUGGACGAUCAUCACGACGCCCGGCGGCGGCCACCAACCCAUUCAUGGUUCAGGAGCUGGCGUACGGCGCCAAGACGACCUCCAUCCCACCGGCGUACUACAAGCCGUUCAUGCCCAAGAGCCAGACCACCAUGCACGCCUCGCACAUGACCCAGCGCCAACGCAGGCAGCAAGCAGAACGCCAGGCAGACAUCGAGCUCGUGGCAUCGCUCCCGCUGUAAACCAAGUGAGGAACACCAAACGACCGCACUGCCACGGACGGAACAGGAGAACUCGCUGGGUCAUUGCUCCCCGCAGCAACCAGAGACAAGCGAUCGGACAGACCAGACCCAUCCCACGACCAUCUCAAACGCCCCGACACUGGUAUAGCUCAGUCCAGCUCGCCUC
Thecamonas trahens ATCC 50062 is the source of this 1360-nucleotide messenger RNA. RefSeq lists its product as uncharacterized. The record is from RefSeq and is a predicted model, not a curated record. The transcript is spliced from 2 exons. Lineage: Eukaryota; Apusomonadida; Apusomonadidae. Bases 1 to 1194 code for a protein of 397 amino acids.